AUGGGCACGCUCGCUUUGAGAACAUGGUCCCUUGGAGGGGCGAUGCUAGUCCAGUCGGGGAACGACCAACGAUGGCCCAACGAUCUGAAGCCCAAGCUGGAUUGCAGUCAAGCUUUCUGGACGCUUCGAACGGGAGACUUGGCUACAGCCGAUCAUGCUUGGCCACCGGGUGGAUUCCUCCAGUGGCAGCUUGGCAACGCGAAAGCAGUUUUUGCAGCACGUUGGCCGACAUUCCACGUUGGAACCGUCCAUACUCUAGCCUAUUCCACAUACCGAACGCCCGAUACGAAGACCAAUCAGUACUUCCCUUCCUCUCCAACUUCCAGCAUCAGCCUAGGCCCGGCCGACCCUCCCGUGGAUUCAGCCCCGGGGUGUCGGGAGCACGUUGCGCGACGGCUCUACCCAGCAACGACAUUCGAUGUCAAUGGCUUUGGAUCUCAGCGCUGGACUUUUUUAAUUCUUUGGCUUGACGAAAAUCGGCCAAACUAG
This is a messenger RNA of Colletotrichum lupini, 489 nucleotides long. RefSeq lists its product as uncharacterized. NCBI's taxonomy places the organism in Eukaryota, Fungi, Ascomycota, Sordariomycetes, Glomerellales, Glomerellaceae. The record is from RefSeq and is a predicted model, not a curated record. The transcript has 5 exons. Bases 1 to 489 code for a protein of 162 amino acids.